Molecule: messenger RNA, 2203 nt
Organism: Dioscorea cayenensis subsp. rotundata (Guinea yam)
Lineage: Eukaryota; Viridiplantae; Streptophyta; Magnoliopsida; Dioscoreales; Dioscoreaceae
Product: L-type lectin-domain containing receptor kinase IX.1-like
Exons: 2
Biological process (GO): protein phosphorylation
Cellular component (GO): plasma membrane
Molecular function (GO): carbohydrate binding; protein kinase activity; ATP binding
Source: RefSeq, a predicted model, not a curated record
UCGUAACACCUUUUUGAAUAGCUUUGAUAGUAACCCAGAAUGCUCAGGUGAUCAGAAAACACACUGCAUAGAUUACCAAGGAGAUGCAUUCUUCAACAAAGCCAUACAACUCACCAAGAACCAGCUCGGAACUCUGAUCACUGACAGCUCCGGUCGAGCAAUCUUCGCCGAACCUCUGGUCUUAUGGGACAAAGACUCUGGCGAGGUUGCUGACUUCACAACUCACUUCACCUUCGUCAUAAAUGAACUCAAUUCUUCUGAUUACGGUGACGGUCUCGCCUUUUUCCUCACCCCUUACUCCUCCACCAUCCCUGAGAACUCCUCCGGUGGUGCUCUCGGGCUUUUUGAAGACUCCAAAAAGUUCAACCGCUCUGCUAAUGAGAUUGUAGCUGUGGAAUUUGAUAGCUUUCAGAAUGAAUGGGAUCCAAGCUCUGAUCAUCUUGGUAUUAAUAUCAACUCCAUUGUUUCAGUUACUAACAUGACAUGGCCUAGUAGUAUGAAGGAUGGGCGCAUUGCUAAUGCAUGGAUCACGUACAAUGCUAGUGCUAUGAAUUUGAGUGUGUUCUUGAGCUAUGAAAGCAAUAAUUUGAACUUCAAUGGAAAUUCUAGCCUAUCUUAUAUUGUAGAUUUUCGCGAAAUCUUGCCGGAGAUGGUCUCUGUUGGCUUCUCGGCCUCCACCGGAAGAGUUAUAGAGCUUCACAGCAUCCUCUCAUGGGAAUUCAGCUCAAGCUUAGUGUUCAGUGACAAGAGCAACAAGGUUAGGAUCCUUGUGGGAGUUUGUGUUGGAGUAGUAGUCCUUUUGGUGAUUCUUUUAGUGUUUGCAUGGCUUGUUUUGUGGAAAAGAAAGACAAGAAGAAGAAGAAGAUCACCAUCAUCAUCAUCAUCAUCAAGAAUGGAAGAAGAUGACAAUAUAGAUGUCUCCAUUAAUGAUGAGCUUGGUGCUAAGAGAUUCCCAUACAAUGAACUAGUUGCUGCUACUAAGGACUUCAGAGAAGAUUGGAAGAUUGGUGAAGGUGGAUUUGGAGAUGUCUACAAAGGUUUCUUGCCUGAUUUAAACCUUGAAGUUGCCAUCAAGAGAAUUUCAAGAAGUUCAAAACAAGGCAAGAAGUAGUUCAUCUCAGAGGUGAAGAUCAUAAGCAAAUUGCGACACCAAAAUCUAGUUCAACUCAUCGGUUGGUGCCAAAGCAAAGGCGAUCUCCUUCUCGUGUAUGAGUUUAUGCAAAACGGUAGCCUCGAUAAACAUCUUUACAGUGAAAAAUGUCUUCUUCCAUGGCCAGUGAGAUACAAAAUUGCUCUUGGCUUAGCAUCUGCAUUGCUCUACAUUCAUGAGCAAUGGAAGCAAUGCAUUGUGCACAGAGAUAUAAAACCAAGCAAUGUCAUGCUUGAUGCUUGGUACAAUGUCAAGCUUGGUGAUUUCGGUCUAGCAAAAUUGAUAGAACAAGGCCGGGGAUCUCAGACGACGAUAUUAGCCGGCACAAUGGGGUAUUUAGCACCGGAAUGUGUGGUCACUGGCAAAGCGAGCAAAGAGACCGACGUGUAUGGUUUUGGUGUGGUGGCAUUAGAGAUAUGUUCCGGCCGGAGGCCGCUUGAGCCAAAGGAAGAGCAACAUAAAGUGAAACUAGUAGAAUGGGUGUGGGAACUGUAUGGGAGGAAGAACAUCUUUGAUGCAGCUGAUUCAAGACUUGAAACAGACUUUGAUAAGCAUCAAAUGGAGAGGUUGAUGGUUGUUGGAUUAUGGUGUGCAAAUCCUGAUCAUAAUCUGAGGCCAAGUAUAAGACAAGUGUUGAGUGUUUUGAACUAUGAAUGUGCAUUGCCAGAGCUGCCUGCAAAGAUGCCAGUGCCAAUGUAUUUUGCACCAGCACUGGAUGCAGCAAAGUUGGUUUAUGGAUCACAGUGCUACUCAUCUGUUGAGGCUUCAACUAGUGCUGCUGCUGGGAAUAGGAAUAAUAACAAGAAUGAAGAGUAUUAUGCUUUCUAAUGAUCAUGAUAGUGGAGGAUAUGUUUCCAGUUCUUAUUCCAGUAUGUCCCCUGGUUCUUCUCCUUCUCUUCAUCUUCUCACUCCUAAAUCACUUCGAAGUUCAGAGCUUUGUUAAUUAAAUUCAGUUAUAUCAAUGCUUGUGUUUGUGUUUGUGUUUUUGCAAUAAGAUUGAUCAGAGAGGUGUAUUUUUUUGCUUGAAUUAAUUAAUUUGUGAAUGAAGUUGAG